This is a messenger RNA of Solanum pennellii, 1751 nucleotides long. RefSeq lists its product as uncharacterized. The transcript is spliced from 9 exons. The coding region runs from base 116 to 1375 and encodes 419 amino acids. Lineage: Eukaryota; Viridiplantae; Streptophyta; Magnoliopsida; Solanales; Solanaceae. The record is from RefSeq and is a predicted model, not a curated record.
UACGCCCAUUUUUCCGAAAUCCUGAAUAGGCUUUUACAAAUGGCAACAACUACUUUGCAACAACCAUAAUAUUAUUCAUUACCUAAUAUUUACCAAAUGACAACAACUUGAUUGAAUGAAUUGUUGCUAUCGAAAUAUUUGGAUUUUCUCUUUUCGUUGUUCCACUGAUCUCUACUCGACUGCUUCUGCCGUGUUUUGCCCAAAUUCCGAUGUGCAUGCUAAUAAUGCUGGAACUGCUGAUGUAAUUGCAACCCCACCACCAGGGAAAAAAAGAAAGGGAAGGGGGAAGACAACUGGACUUUCAAUCCAAAAGAAACUCAAGGAAAGUGUCAAUGGAAAGUUGAAGGUAAUUAUCCCACCGGAUCGAACAGUAGCAGUAGGUCCUGGAGCUAAAGAUUUUGUUACUGAGCUCUCAGUGACAGUUCUCCAUAAUGCUAGGCAUGAUGUCAAGAAUUGGAAGGGAGUUUCUGAUCUUGCAAAAGAUAGGAUUGUUGCUCAUAUGCUGGAUACCUUCCAGCUUCCAGACAUACAACAUAAUCGGGAUACUAUCCUUCAAACAGCUAAAAAUUUAUAUCGAUAUCGCCGUAGUAGGCUACAUGAUCAUUUCAAGAAAUUUGCUACAAAAGAGUUAAGGUUGCAAAACAUGCCAUCACAGGUUAAUGAAGCUGAAUGGAAAUUCUUGGUGGAAUAUUUCAACUCUGACGAUUUUAAGAAAAUGAGUGAAAGAAAUAAAAGCAAUAAGGCAAAACAAGAAGUGAAUCAUAUUUGCGGCAGAAAAUCCUUCCAAGCAGUAUCAUUUGAAGCAAGAGACACAAACACCGGAAAAGAGCCAAACUCUCAGAAAUUUUGGGAAAUGACUCACGUGAACUCAAAUGGGCAUUGGGUUAAUGAUGCUUCUGCUGAAGUGAAUGAUAAGGUGAAAGAAGUUGUUGCUGAACAAAUUCAAGAAAUUGAAGAGGGUGCCGAUGUGGACCUUAUUGCUAAUGCUGCAUUUAUGCAUAUUAUGAGAGAAAAAGCAGGGUAUGUUCGUGGUCAAGGAUCGGGAGUUAAGCCAGCGAGUAGGAGAUCCAGAGAUGAAAUUCAACAGCAACUGGAAGCACAACAAAAGGAGAUAGAAGAAGAACGACGUAAACGAGAAAGUUUAGAGAGCAAGCUAAUGGAAGUAAAAUAUCAGCUUGAAGAGGAGCGGAGAAGUCGAGAAGUCAUGGAAACUCGUUUAGUGCGUGAGCAAAAAUUGUUAAAAGAGGGCGUAAUGGCAUUAGUAUCCCAUAUGCAAAGUUCCAUGAAUGGACUUCCUGCUGCAAUUUUCAACAUCAUUAAUAACUCAACUGGUUCAGACGAGGCAAGUCCUACAAGUCUUAUGGAUAAAAACUAGGAUGAUCAAACAUUGUUGCUGACAAUAUGGUUUAUGUAAUGCACAACCCAUUGCAAGAAAAUAUUCUUCAGUUGAUGCGCUGGGAUGAAAGAAAGUUCUUCGGUGCUCCUCCGGGACGAACAGUAAAGGCACAUGAAGGAAUUGGCUCUUACUAUCGAUCGGAUGGAGAGAUUCGCGGCGCUUUACCUUACGAAUAUCUAAAGGCGAAGAUCUCUUUUCGACUAGCAAGUUUACGUACCUAGGUCCUAAGUUUCUCAUUACUCGGUGAAGUCGAGACUACUCUUGAAAUUAGAAUGUUUAUAUCCUUUUGUUCUUUCUGUAAGUAAAAAUAAAAGUAUAUAUUUAGGAGUAUUAGUUUUUGGAAGUUACUAAAAUA